Molecule: messenger RNA, 1506 nt
Organism: Lasiosphaeria miniovina
Lineage: Eukaryota; Fungi; Ascomycota; Sordariomycetes; Sordariales; Lasiosphaeriaceae
Product: protein disulfide-isomerase precursor
Exons: 3
Coding region: 1-1506 (501 amino acids)
Biological process (GO): protein folding; response to endoplasmic reticulum stress
Cellular component (GO): endoplasmic reticulum
Molecular function (GO): protein disulfide isomerase activity
Source: RefSeq, a predicted model, not a curated record
AUGCAUACCGCCAGGAACUUUGCGCUUGGCCUGCUCGCGGCUGCGGCAGUUGCCACUGCGUCCGACGUCGAGCAAUUGAAGAAGGACACCUUCGACGAUUUCGUAAAGACAAACGACAUUGUCCUCGCUGAAUUCUUUGCCCCAUGGUGUGGUCACUGCAAGGCUCUCGCCCCAGAGUACGAGGAGGCUGCGACAUCGCUGAAGGAGAAGGACAUCAGGCUCGCAAAGAUCGACUGCACAGAGGAGACGGAACUGUGCCAACAACACGGCGUCGAGGGCUACCCUACUCUCAAGGUUUUCCGCGGUCUGGAUAAUGUCUCGCCGUAUAAGGGCCCGCGCAAGGCUGCUGCCAUCACGUCGUACAUGAUCAAGCAGUCGCUGCCUGCCGUAUCGACGCUCACCAAGGAUACCCUGGAAGAGUUCAAGAAGGCCGACAAGGUCGUUCUCGUGGCCUUCUUCGAUGCCGCUGACAAGGCUUCGAAUGAGACCUUCUCCAAGGUUGCCGACAAGCUUCGGGACAACUACCCCUUCGGUGCCACCAACGACGCUGCUCUUGCCGAGGCCGAGGGCGUCACUGCCCCCGCCAUUGUGCUCUACAAGGAGUUCGACGAGGGCAAGGCUGUCUUCACGGAGAAGUUCGACGCCGAGGCGAUCGAGAAGUUCACCAAGACGGCUGCCACGCCCCUGAUUGGCGAGGUUGGCCCCGAGACAUACUCUGACUACAUGUCGUCAGGACUUCCCCUGGCCUACAUCUUCGCCGAGACGGCUGAGGAGCGCAAGGAGAUUAGCGACCUUCUGAAGCCUGUGGCCGAGGCCCAGCGUGGCGUUGUCAACUUCGCCACCAUCGACGCCAAGGCUUUUGGUGCCCACGCCGGCAACCUGAACCUCAAGACCGACAAGUUCCCGGCCUUUGCCAUUCAGGAGACGGUCAAGAACCAGAAGUUUCCCUACGACCAGGAGAAGGCGAUUACGCUCGAGGACAUCAAGACUUUCGUCGACGACUUCGUUGCCGGCAAGGUUGACCCCAGCAUCAAGUCUGAACCCAUCCCCGAGACCCAGGAAGGCCCCGUGACCGUAGUCGUGGCCAAGAACUACAACGACAUCGUUCUGGAUGACACCAAGGAUGUCCUGCUUGAGUUCUACGCCCCGUGGUGCGGUCACUGCAAGGCUCUUGCUCCCAAGUACGAGGAGCUCGCAGCCCUGUAUGCCAAGAGCGAGUUCAAGGACAAGGUCGUCAUCGCCAAGGUUGACGCGACGCUCAACGACGUUCCGGACGAGGUCCAGGGCUUCCCCACCAUCAAGCUGUUCCCCGCUGGCUCCAAGUCGGAGGCUGUUACGUACUCUGGCGCGCGAACUGUCGAGGAUCUGAUCAAGUUCAUUGCCGAGAACGGCAAGUACAAGGCGUCGGUCUCUGAGGAGGGCGAGGAGGCGUCGGCGGCGCCUGCUGCCACCGAGUCGACCACGUCGGAGGCGGCCAAGCAGACGGAGGACCAUGACGAGCUCUAG